AUGGCUGUUGUUUCGCUGUAUUUUCGUAAACGACGCGAAUUGGUGAUGACCUUCGUUGCUUCAGGAGCCUGCCUUGGCGCUGUGGUGCACCCAGUCAUGUUAAACAGCCCUAACUCCAUUUGCAAAUCCAAUGCGGUCAUUCAGGGUAUCAGCGUUGCCCUCAUCAGCGGUUUGCUGCUCAUAGCAUGUUUCCUCAUCAAGCCGAGGUUCCCCCCAUCAAAGGCCUCAACAACAGUUCUUGCAACCGCAAAGAAAUGUGCUCAUUCAUUUGCCCCGUUCGUGUUCGUGCCGCACCAAGAUAGUGACAUAGGAGUAGUUUUCUGCCCAUUCGACAUUGAGCAUUAUCUUCCUGGCAUGACAACUCCCUAUAAUCCAGUGAUUGAACCAUGGCUGAUCUCUCGAAUUCAAAAUCUCAUAGCACAAGAGGUCCACUAUGAAAAUUCUUGGUAUGGACCCAUUAAUACCCUACUUUCGACAUACUUUCCAGUAUACGAGGGCUUUUUAGUAAAGCCACAAGCACGGCUUCGUACUCGAACAGAUUCAACCCAUUCAAGUACUAGCUCGGUUGAUUCAUCUGACCAACCAGUCCAGACGCGUAGUGAUGGCACCUUCCCAGGCUUCAUCGUUGCACGGGGAUUUCCUGAGUUGCAUGAGGACAUCCCUUUCCUCAUUUUAGAAGCCAAAAACCUAGAUGAGGGGCCCGGGGUCACAGCCAUCCAAAAAGACAAGUACAUCCGAUGGGCUGCACAUUAUCAGGAGUUGGUUACUAAGAGGGGUCAUCAAGUCGGCAAUUUUUGGGUCAUCUUAAUGACGAAGACCCACUGCGAGGUUUGGAAUGUAGACGAAAGUGGCAUGUUUGUGAAUGCAAGCGUAUACCAUUCUAUUAUCUCACAAGAUGUCCUUGAUUUGCUCCAUACCAUUAGAACACAAGUAUCUACCUACUAG
Suillus clintonianus is the source of this 945-nucleotide messenger RNA. RefSeq lists its product as uncharacterized. The transcript has 3 exons. NCBI's taxonomy places the organism in Eukaryota, Fungi, Basidiomycota, Agaricomycetes, Boletales, Suillaceae. The coding region runs from base 1 to 945 and encodes 314 amino acids. The record is from RefSeq and is a predicted model, not a curated record.